Gordionus sp. m RMFG-2023 is the source of this 1311-nucleotide messenger RNA. RefSeq lists its product as uncharacterized. Lineage: Eukaryota; Metazoa; Nematomorpha; Gordioida; Chordodea; Parachordodidae. The transcript has a single exon. The record is from RefSeq and is a predicted model, not a curated record. The coding region runs from base 1 to 1311 and encodes 436 amino acids.
AUGCCCCCCCCCAACAGAGGUGAGAGGCUCUCCUUUUUAGACCAUCUUGAAAACAUUGUAUGCUCUCUUCCUAAGAGCCGCAACUGGAUAAUUUUGGGAGACUUGAAUAUCAGGAUUGGGAAGGAGGAGUUUUACAUACAUGAUGGAGUAAUUGGGAAUGCGGCCAUUCCCCAACCAAAUCGCGAAGAUAGUAGAAAGCUCUUGGAGUUGUGCAGGAGUUUUUCCCUCAAAAUCGAGAAUACUUUCUUCUUUCAUAAUGAAAGUAAUACUUUAACUUAUAGGAGGAACAAUAUUACUUCUCAAAUCGACUUUUUCAUUUCCAACAUUCAUGGUUGGUUUACUGAUGUAAAAGCAUUGCGGAAUAUAAAUAUUUCAGAUCACAAGUUAAUCAAAGCGAACCUCCUCAUAAAGAAUUUAUGGGGAAACUCCCAACGCCUCCCCACAUCUAAUCAGCCCAGAUUUUCUCCCUGGACAAAUAAUGCUACAUCUAAUCUGCCCAGAUUUUCUCCCUGGACAACUAAUGCUAAAAAUUUACUACGACCUGAAGUAAAGCUGCUAUUAGGCCAAAACUUAAGAGACAGGAUGACAGCACGUGAAAUUACAUCGGAGUCUGUUUCUACGGAGGCAUGUUGGUCCUCCUUUAAGAGUAUUCUUUUUGGAGCCUGUAAUGACCUUCCUAACAUCAAUGGUUCUCCCUCGAGUCAUGAAUGGUUAUCUGAUGAUACAGUUCUUUUGAUAGCUGAACUUAGGUCGCUUGAUAGACGUGAUGGUGCCCUUUGGACGACAAUCCAUAGACUCCUUAGGAGGGACAGAAGGAUCUACAUAGCAAAGAAAGCUUUCGAGAUUGACAGAGACAUUAGAGAAAACAGAACUUUUGAUGCCUAUAAAAAGCUCAAGCUUUUCUGUAGUGAAAGAGUAUUCAAGCCUCUCCCAUCAAUCAGACUGGACAAUAAUAAAUUGAUUACCGACCCGGACGAACAGAUGGCUCUAUGGUUGGACCAUUACAUGGAAACCUUUGAUUCAAGGAGACGAGUCGUAUUUCCAUCCUCUAGCCGUAGCGCAGUAUCAUCUGAUGCUAACUUUUCUGUGGUGGAAAUAACUAAGGCCAUUAAAAAACUUAGGAACAAUAAAUCCCCAGGUCCAGAUAACAUCUUAGGAGAACAUCUGAAAGCUGCCCCCUUAGAAGUUUCUCAGCUCUUGCUGGGGUUGUUCAAUAUGAUUUGGGUUACGGGGAAGAUGCCAGCCAGCGUCUACAUGGCAGAAAAUUUGAUGGAGGCAACCCCCAUCCCAAAUCUACCCCUACCCCCCUAA